GAUAAAAGUUUCUAAAUUUGUUGUUCUCUUUCUCUAUAACUCCCGAUCUUUGAAAGGGUCAAAGUUUUCAAAGUUCUAAUAGUCUUUGUAUUACUACCUUCUCUGUCUCAUCUGUAGCCUCAGAAUUAAUAUCUGUACUCUUUAGCCUUAGACUUGAUUCGUUUCUACUCUCUAUAUAAACAACCGUACUCUCUCUACACACACAGCAGAAAAACUUACGUAUAGAAGCUGCAAUUAUUUUGUUGUGGAUAUCAUCAUCACGACAGUAAUUUCCUCCAUUGUUUCUUCAACAUUUCAUUGUAAACUUUCUUAGAGUGUUGCUUCCAUGGUGGUCAAGGGUGAGUAUGAACGUUCACUGGAGCACACUCCAACAUGGGCUGUUGCGGUGGUCUGCUUUGUGUUGGUUGUUAUUUCUCUCUUCAUUGAACAUAUCAUUCAUAUCAUUGGAAAGUGGCUAAAAAACAAACACAAGUUAACUCUCUACGAAGCACUUGAAAAAAUCAAAACAGAGCUUAUGAUAUUGGGAUUCAUAUCCUUGUUCUUAAUAGUGUUUCAAGCGCAAAUUACUAAUAUAUGUAUACCCAAAAGUGUUGGAGCCACUUGGCACCCCUGUAAAGAUGAGUACAAGGAAGAGACAGAUUCCCAGGAUAAAGGACGGAAACUACUACAACUUUUGGAUUCUGGUUUCGGUUCACGAAGAAUAUUAGCUGCAAAAGAAAUUGACAAAUGCACAGAAGAGGAUGAAGUCGCGUUGGUGUCUAAAUUAGGGAUUCACCAGCUCCAUAUAUUCAUUUUUGUGUUAGCUGUUGUUCAUGUGCUCUAUUGCAUCACCACCUUGGCUUUGGGCAGAACUAAGAUGAGAAAAUGGAAGGUUUGGGAGGAAGAAACAAAGAAACCUGAAUAUCAAUACUAUCAUGACCCACAAAGGUUUAGGUUUACAAGGGACACAUCAUUUGGGCGAAGACAUUUGAACUUCUGGAGCAAGUCAACAAUUUCCCUUUGGAUAGUGUGUUUCUUCCGACAAUUCUUUAUGUCAGUUAACAAGGUUGAUUACCUUACAUUGAGACAUGGAUUUAUCACUGCACAUUUGGCACCAGAAAGUGAAACAAAAUUUGAUUUCCGAAAGUACAUUAGCAGAUCACUUGAAAAGGAUUUUAAAGUUGUGGUGGGGAUCAGUCCAAUCAUAUGGUUCUUUGCGUUGUUAUUCUUCCUGUCCAACACAUAUGGAUGGCAUUCUUAUUUAUGGCUACCAUUUCUCCCAUUGAUUAUAAUACUCCUGGUGGGGACAAAGCUACUAGUGAUAAUUACACAAAUGGGGCUAAAAAUUCAAGAGACAGGAGAUGUGGUUAGAGGUGAACCUGUGGUGCAGCCAGGUGAUGACCUCUUCUGGUUUGGACGCCCCAAGUUCAUUCUCUUUCUCAUUCACUUGGUUCUUUUUCAGAAUGCAUUUCAAUUGGCCUUCUUUGCUUGGAGUACGGUUCAGUUUGGCUUGAGUAAUUGCUUCCAUAGUCGCACUGAAGAUAUCGUCAUCAGAAUCUCAAUGGGGGUCAUCAUACAAGUUGUAUGUAGUUAUGUGACUUUGCCUCUCUACGCUUUGGUGACUCAGAUGGGAUCUAGUAUGAGUUCUACCAUUUUUAAUGAUCAGCUGGCAACAGGAUUAAAAGAUUGGCACCGCACAGCCAAAAAGAACGCUAAACAUAGCAAUCAUACUGAGACUAAAUCACCCAUUUCAAGUACUCCCUCAACUCCCACACGUGGCACGUCCCCGGUUCACCUCUUGCACAACUAUCACCAUAGCAGCCAUGAUAGCUUGCAUCCAUCUCCAAGAAGGUCCCAUGUCAGAAAUGAUCGUUGGGACAAUAAUGAGAGUCACUCGAGUAGGCAUUUGGAGCAAGAAAAGCCGGAAACUCAAGAGCCAAGCUCAUUGCAGUUGCCAUCAGCUCCACCAGAUCAUACACAACAUGAAAUCAACAUUAGUUCGUCUUUUGCCUUCAGGAAAUGAGUAAGCCAAUGUAGAUCGGAUCAUAGGAGAAUAUCGCUUACUUAUAACAUGGUGUGCAUGGUUAGAGCGAGCUCCUACAGACUAAACCAAGGUUUUGUAUCUAUAAAUAGCAUCACUUUUGUGAAGUACAACAAUUCUGCAUAAUAGCAUUUAGUUUAAAUA
This is a messenger RNA of Quercus robur (English oak), 2164 nucleotides long. Its product is annotated as MLO-like protein 6. The transcript has 15 exons. Gene Ontology annotation, cellular component: membrane. Lineage: Eukaryota; Viridiplantae; Streptophyta; Magnoliopsida; Fagales; Fagaceae. The record is from RefSeq and is a predicted model, not a curated record. The coding region runs from base 326 to 2002 and encodes 558 amino acids. Gene Ontology annotation, biological process: defense response.